Messenger RNA from Grus americana (Whooping crane), 7575 nucleotides. RefSeq names its product coiled-coil domain containing 88A (gene CCDC88A). The coding region runs from base 740 to 6484 and encodes 1914 amino acids. NCBI's taxonomy places the organism in Eukaryota, Metazoa, Chordata, Aves, Gruiformes, Gruidae. Gene Ontology annotation, molecular function: dynein light intermediate chain binding; microtubule binding. Gene Ontology annotation, biological process: cytoplasmic microtubule organization; cytoskeleton-dependent intracellular transport. Gene Ontology annotation, cellular component: cytoplasm; centrosome. The transcript has 34 exons. The record is from RefSeq and is a predicted model, not a curated record.
CAGCGCGGGGGAAGGGCGAGGUUGUGGGGCGAGGCGGCGUGUGCCGGUCCUGUCCCUACGUUGCGUCUUAGUUUAGUGGAAAAGGGAAGGGGUUAGAAAAGGGAACUGAUUUAAAAUAGCUUCUCAUCCCAGUUGGGGGGCUGGUUCCCUCUCUGUGGGCUGCCUGUGCCGUUGCGGAGGGGGCAGAGGGAUUCUCUUGUGUGCAGAAGCAGCUUGGGUGGCUUAGCUGUGAGUGGGGGUGGGGGUCUCUGCCCCUCUUUGACUCCCCUCGUCUGGAUUUUUUUUUUUUUUUUUUUUGGUGGAGAGGGGGCAGGAUGAGCCUGCAGAGUUUUACUGGUAUUUCUCCUUCCUUUCUGAGGAGCUGCCGCUGCUAAAGCAGAUUUUUUCCUUCCUUUUUUUUUUUUUUUUUUUUUGUCUGAUGCAGAAUCACAGUAGCUACGCAGCCUCCCUCUUUUCUUUCCUUCCUUCCUUCUACCCCUUCGGUAUGUAGGAAGGGAGAGACAUCAAUGGCAAGGCUGAAAUAUGCAUAGAUGGACUUUCAAAUGCAUUUUUUCUUGAAAGAGGAAGGUAAAUCCCAGUUGCCACUGCACUGGCUUUUUUGUUGCUGUUGCAUUGCUUGGUAAAAAUGGGGUUCGCUUACUCCAGCUAAAUCCUCGGAGCAUUUCAGAGUUGCUACAGAGAAGGACUUACCAUAAUUUUUGUAUCGGAGAUACGUUGAUGUUAACCCGUUUUUUGUAAAAUGGAGAGCGAAAUAUUCACACCCCUUUUGGAGCAGUUCAUGUCUAGCCCUCUUGUCACCUGGGUUAAGACAUUUGGACCGUUAGCUGGAGGAAAUGGGACCAACCUGGAAGAAUAUGUGGCGCUAGUGGAUGGCGUGUUUCUGAACGAAGUCAUGCUGCAAAUUAAUCCAAAGUCCGCUAAUCAGAGGAUAAACAAAAAAGUAAACAAUGAUGCAUCAUUAAGGAUUCAAAAUUUGUCUAUUUUGGUGAAACAAAUAAAAACUUACUAUCAGGAGAAUUUGCAGCAGUUGAUCAUGAUGUCUUUGCCAAAUGUAUUAAUAAUUGGCAAAAAUCCUUUUUCUGAGCCAGGUACUGAAGAAAUAAAAAAACUGCUCCUGCUUUUACUUGGAUGUGCAGUUCAGUGUCAGAAAAAAGAAGAAUUUAUUGAAAGAAUCCAAGGUCUGGAUUUUGAUACAAGAGCAGCUGUUGCAGCCCAUAUUCAAGAGGUAACUCAUAAUCAGGAAAAUGUGUUUGAUCUGCAGUGGAUGGAUGUCAUUGUAUUGACACAAGAGUAUGUUGAACCUCUCUUGAAAAAUAUGGCGUUACAUUUAAAAAGACUCAUAGAUGAAAGAGAUGAGCACUCAGAGACUAUCAUAGAACUCUCAGAAGAAAGAGACUGUCUCCGUUUUCUACCUCAUGCAUCAGCAGCACAAUCACCUUGUGGAUCUCCUGGCAUGAAACGCACUGAAAGCAGACAGCAUCUGUCAGUCGAGCUGGCAGAUGCCAAAGCAAAGAUAAGAAGGCUUAGGCAAGAGCUUGAGGAAAAGACUGAGCAGUUGCUUGACUGUAAACAAGAACUUGAACAGAUGGAAGCUGAACUAAAGAGACUUCAGCAAGAGAAUAUGAAUUUACUCUCAGAUGCCCGUUCUGCCAGAGUGUAUAGAGAUGAAUUAGAUGCUCUUCGUGAGAAGGCAAUUCGAGUCGACAAGCUUGAAAGCGAAGUCAGCCGGUAUAAAGAGAGGCUGCAUGAUAUUGAAUUCUACAAAGCUAGAGUGGAGGAGUUAAAAGAAGACAAUCAAGUUUUGCUAGAAACAAAGACAAUGCUGGAAGAUCAAUUAGAGGGGACCCGAGCCCGUUCUGAUAAAUUACAUGAGUUAGAAAAAGAGAAUCUUCAAUUAAAAGCUAAAUUACAUGAUAUGGAGAUGGAGCGUGAUAUGGACAGAAAAAAGAUUGAGGAACUCAUGGAGGAAAAUAUGACUCUAGAAAUGGCUCAGAAACAAAGUAUGGAUGAAUCAUUGCAUCUUGGCUGGGAACUUGAACAGAUAAAUAGGACUACUGAACUUUCUGAAGUGCCACAGAAAUCACUUGGUCAUGAGGUAAAUGAACUGACGUCAAGCAGAUUACUGAAGUUGGAAAUGGAAAACCAAAGUUUGCUGAAGACAGUGGAAGAACUACAAAGUGCAGUGGGUUCUGUAGAAGGCAGUAGUUCAAGGAUUCUGAAAAUGGAAAAAGAAAACCAAAGACUUAGCAAAAAGCUUGAAGAGCUAGAGAAUGAAAUUAGCCAAGAGAAACAAAGUCUUCAAAACAGUCAAAAUUUGAGUAAAGAUUUGAUGAAAGAAAAAGCACAACUUGAAAAGGCACUUGAAACACUUCGAGAAAACUCAGAGCGACAAAUUAAGCUAUUAGAACAAGAAAAUGAACAUUUGAAUCAAACUGUAGCUUCUCUAAGACAACGGUCACAAAUCAGUGCUGAAGCAAGAAUGAAAGAAAUUGAAAAAGAAAACAAAAUCCUUCAUGAGUCUAUUAAAGAAACCAGCAGUAAGUUAAAUAAGAUUGAAUUUGAAAAAAAGCAAGUCAGGAAAGAACUGGAACACUAUAAAGAGAAAGGAGAGAGAGCAGAAGAACUUGAGAAUGAGCUGCAUCAUCUGGAGAAGGAAAAUGAAUUAUUACAGAAAAAAAUUACUAACUUAAAAAUUACUUGUGAGAAGAUCGAGGCCUUAGAACAAGAAAACUCAGACCUGGAAAUGGAAAACAGAAAACUAAAAAAAACUUUGGAUGGUCUAAAAAAUCUCACGUUUCAAUUAGAAUCCUUAGAAAAGGAGAAUUCACAACUUGAUGAAGAAAAUUUGGAAUUAAGAAGAACAAUUGAAUCCUUGAAGUGUACAAGCAUUAAAGUGGCACAAUUACAAUUAGAAAAUAAAGAACUGGAGAGUGAAAAGGAGCAACUUAAAAAAAGCCUUGAACUCAUGAAAGCCUCAUUUAAGAAAACUGAACGCUUGGAAGUCAGCUACCAAGGCCUAGACACAGAAAACCAAAGGCUACAGAAAGCCCUCGAAAACAGCAAUAAGAAGAUUCAGCAAUUAGAAAGUGAAUUACAAGAUUUAGAGUCUGAAAAUCAGACUCUGCAAAAGAACUUAGAAGAGUUAAAGAUCUCUAGUAAGCGCCUAGAGCAAUUGGAAAAGGAGAGUAAGUUGUUAGAGCAAGAGACUUCUCAACUGGAAAAAGAUAAGAAACAGCUAGAAAAAGAAAAUAAAAGGCUUCGACAGCAAGCAGAAAUUAAAGAUAGUACUUUAGAAGAAAACAAUGUAAAAAUUAGUAAUCUGGAAAAGGAAAAUAAAUCUCUAUUUAAAGAAAUAAUUGUGUAUAAAGAGUCAUGUGUACGCCUGAAAGAACUAGAAAAAGAAAAUAAAGAACUCGUGAAAAGAGCUACCAUUGAUAAGAAAACCCUUGUCACUUUACGAGAGGACUUGGUGAACGAAAAAUUGAAGACUCAACAAAUGAACAAUGAUCUAGAAAAACUUGCCCAUGAACUUGAAAAAAUAGGCUUAAACAAGGAGCGUCUCUUGCAUGAUGAACAGAGCAGUGACGACAGUAGGUACAAGCUUUUGGAGUCAAAAUUAGAAUCCACACUUAAGAAGUCUCUCGAAAUAAAAGAAGAAAAAAUUGCUGCUUUGGAGGCUCGUUUAGAAGAAUCGACAAAUUUAAACCAGCAGCUCCGUCAGGAACUUAAAACAGUGAAAAAGAACUAUGAAGCUCUCAAGCAAAGACAAGAAGAGGAAAGGAUGGUUCAGAAUUCUCCUCCAAGAAGUGGAGAAGACAAUCAAUCUGUCAAUAAGUGGGAGAAAGAAAAUCAGGAAACUACUAGAGAAUUAUUGAAAGUUAAAGAUAGAUUAAUCGAAGUAGAAAGGAAUAAUGCUACACUGCAGGCAGAGAAGCAAGCACUGAAGACACAGUUAAAGCAACUUGAGACACAGAAUAGCAAUCUGCAGGCUCAGAUUCUUGCACUUCAGAGACAGACUGUUUCUCUACAGGAGCAAAAUACAACUCUACAAACUCAAAAUGCCAAGCUGCAGGUUGAAAAUUCCACCCUUAAUUCUCAAAGCACAUCUCUAAUGAAUCAGAAUGCACAACUGUUGAUCCAGCAGUCUGCAUUAGAAAAUGAGAACGAAUGUAUGCUCAAGGAACGUGAGGAUCUGAAAUCAUUGUAUGAUUCACUUCUCAAAGAUCACGAAAAACUGGAACACCUGCAUGAACGCCAAGCUUCCGAGUAUGAAUCUCUGAUUGCUAAACAUGGAAGUCUUAAAUCUGCACACAAAAAUCUGGAGGUGGAGCAUAAGGACUUAGAAGAUAGGUACAAUCAGUUGCUGAAACAGAAAGUGCAGCUGGAAGAAUUGGAGAAAGUACUUAAGGUAGAACAGGAGAAAAUGCUGCAGCAAAAUGAGAAACAUGAAACUGUAGCAGCAGAGUAUAAAAAACUUCGUGAUGAAAAUGAAAGGCUUACUCACACGUACAGUCAGCUCUUGAGAGAGAAUGAAGUUCUCCAGACUGAUCAUAAGAAUUUGAAAACAUUAUUGAACAAUUCCAAACUAGAACAAACACGAUUAGAAGCUGAGUUUUCAAAACUCAAAGAACAGUACCAGCAACUGGAUAUUACAUCUACAAAACUAAAUAAUCAGUGUGAGCUGCUUAGCCAGCUUAAAGGAAAUCUGGAGGAGGAAAACAGACAUCUACUAGAUCAAAUUCAGACAUUAAUGCUACAGAAUAGAACAUUACUUGAGCAGAAUAUGGAAAGCAAGGAUCUCUUCCAUGUAGAGCAAAGGCAGUACAUUGACAAGCUAAAUGAAUUAAGGCGACAGAAGGAGAAAUUGGAGGAGAAGAUAAUGGAUCAGUAUAAAUUUUAUGAACCGUCACCACCAAGAAGAAGGGGCAACUGGAUUACUCUGAAAAUGAGGAAGCUGAUAAAAUCAAAGAAGGAUGUUAAUCGAGAACGUUUGAAGUCCGUGACCCUUACGCCUACCCGUUCAGAAUCCAGCGAAGGAUUUCUUCAGCUGCCCCACCAGGACAGUCAGGAUAGUUCCUCUGUGGGCUCAAACUCUCUGGAAGAUGGCCAAACCUUGGGGACCAAAAAGAGUAGUAUGGUUGCACUGAAAAGACUGCCCUUUUUGAGGAACAGACCGAAGGAAAAAGACAAAAUGAAGGCCUUCUACCGUCGCUCCAUGUCCAUGAAUGACCUGGUGCAGUCCAUGGUCCUAGCAGGAGGACAAUGGACAGGUAGUUCUGAACAUCUGGAGGGUCCUGAUGAUAUAUCUGCGGGUAAAAGGAGGAAAGAAUUGGGAGCUAUGGCCUUCUCUACUACAGCUAUCAACUUUGCAACUGUCAACUCUUCUACAGGCUUCAGAUCCAAGCAGUUGCUAAAUAAUAAAGAUACUACAUCCUUUGAAGAUGUAAGUCCACAAGGUAUUAGUGAUGAUUCUAGUACAGGAUCAAGAGUUCAUGGAGUACAGGACAUUAUCUGUGCAGAUGCUCUUGCUCCUCCUGUUCGUGGCAUUUCAACAAUGUGCAAGGUUCCUUGUCAAAUCUGUUCUUCCAGACCAGCCAGCCUUGAUAGUGGCAGAACAUCCACUAGCAAUAGCAAUAACAAUGCUUCACUCCAUGAAGUCAAAGCAGGUGCAGUUAACAAUCAAAGCAGGCCACAGAGUCACAGCAGUGGAGAAUUUAGUCUGCUACACGAACACGAGGCUUGGUCUAGCAGCAGCAGCAGCCCCAUUCAGUAUUUGAAAGGUCACACGAGGUCUAGUCCCGUGCUCCAGCAACGAACGCCUGAAACACUGGAUAGUCGCGGAAAACACCUCAAAACCGGUUCUCCUGGCAGUGAAGUUGUUACCCUGCAACAGUUUUUAGAAGAAAGCAACAAGAGUACCUCAAGUGAGACGAAAUCUACAAGUGAAGAGAAUCUUUUAGAUGAAGUCAUGAAAAGCUUAUCUGAGUCUGCAGAGCUGACAGGAAAGGAGAAGCUAAGAAAACAGCCGUCCACCGGUUGUGGUAUUGUGAGAUCAUUAAGUGUAAAAAAUACAAUUGAAUUCUCAGAUGGACGAUCCUUUAAACCAGAGCAACUUGUAAGGCCCAGCCUUCGUAAAACUGAAGAUACCUUCUUUACUAGCUCUCCAAUAAAAUUUACAUCAGGCACUCAAGGAAAGGCCAAAUCCGUUAAAGACAAGAUACAAGCGACUGUAUCACAGCGACAAUCAAGAGAUUGCAAUCCUUAUGCUACCUUACCUCGUGCAAGCAGCGUGAUUUCUACGGCAGAAGGAACCACUCGAAGGACGAGCAUUCACGAUUUUUUGUCUAAGGACAGUAGGCAACCUGUAUCGGUUGAUCCAGCACCAUCCACCGCUGACAGAAGCGUUCCAUCAACCUCUAAUGUGGAAGCUAUCCCAGAAAGCAGAAAUUCAAAAAGCAGGUCUAGGGAGCAACAAAGCUCCUAAUUCUAUUACCCACUACAUGAGAUGUGGGCCAAGUGAGAGAAAAGUGUCCUUCAGUAUCUCAGUGUGAAGCCUUUAUAUCUGAAGUAACAAGACAGCGACUGUAGGAAUCAUUAAUAAAAAUUAAGGGAAUUUUUUUACGUUCUUCGUGACUAGAGCAGGCGAGAAAUAAAAAACCUACCUACCUUCCUUCCUUGAAUCAAGGAGCUCUACCGGAGUCUACUGCCGAAAAUUUGUAGAUGGUCUUAGGAAUUAUUGCACAUUGCACUGUUAAGAUCUACUGAAUAAAGGACAGUUCUCAUCUCCCUAAGGACCAAGGUCUCAAGAAUUACUCCAGGAAAAAAAAAAACAAACCUUCUUUCAUCUUCUGUUUAUGACAUUAGCCACUGAUUUGCUUAAGCUUCUGCUAAUAAUUAGCCAAAAAACCCCUAACUAGCAGUUUAUAUUUACUUCUGUAAAUCUCAAAUAAAUGCUGUAGUAUUUUGUUGAAAAUGACUGUAUAUACAGGUACAAAAACCUCACAGCUUGCUGGCACUUCACGGCCUUAUUUGGUUAGCAUAAUCUGCAUGAAAUUGCUCUUUAAAAAGUUUAUGCUGAUUUUUGUUGCAUACUGCAAGAGAAAAAAUUGUUUACCUACAUGAAAAAGUUCCAUAACUAACAAAAGUGGGAGUCAUGGGAUAAUCGUAUUAUAUAGAAAUUGUUUGUCAUUUGUGUUUUUCACAUUCCCAAGUUAUUCUGCGUAUAUAUGUUCGGAUGUUUCUGACAGGAAAUUGCCAGGUAUGAUUUUUCUAUAACUUUAAUAUAAGGCUGUUUUCAACAAGUGGCAUUUCCAGGAUAAGACUGUCUCAUGAUGUUUGUGUAUCGACUGAUUUUUUUUUUUUAAUUGUCUUUUGACAUGAGCUGAUUGUCGCUUAGGAGGUUUCUUGAUGGCAAAAAGAAAUGUAAAUAAUAUCAGAUGCAUUUUACAAUCAGUUCCCCUGAAGGUUACCUUUUAUUAGUAAGAAACGUUUUGUUCAUUAUUGAUUUUUAUUAAAGCCAACAAAUGUUACUGGUACAUUCAGUGGUUGCAUACAUUUGUUGUCUGGAAGACAUUU